This is a messenger RNA of Gongylonema pulchrum, 786 nucleotides long. NCBI's taxonomy places the organism in Eukaryota, Metazoa, Nematoda, Chromadorea, Rhabditida, Gongylonematidae. The record is from the annotation of a GenBank genome assembly.
AUGAUUAAUGGUGAUAGUGAUUGGGGUGGUAGUGAUGAGUGCCCAGAUACCGCCAGGCAAGUGAGAUUUGGGAGCAGGAUAAAGAAGGGGAACAAGGGCAAUAUUCAAGAGUUCGAGGCGGGAAUUGGAAACAGCAGUAAACAGGAAGAGGCAACAAAGCUGUACAAAGAAAAGGUACGGUCGUUUGAUGUGGCAAUGGGUGUAAGUACGUGUAACAGUGAUCAGCAGGCGCAGCACGGAACCGAAAUGACGGCAACAAAGCCCAAGGAACGGCAAUUCCAGAUACGGUCGUUUGAUGUGGCAAUGGGUGUAAGUACGUGUAACAGCGAUCAACAGGCGCAGCACGGAACCGAAAUGACAGCAACAAAGCCAAAGGAGCGGCAGUUCCAGGUCAUUUUUUUGGAUUUUUGCCCAUUACGGCAAUUCCAGGUGGUGCCCGUUCCAGGAACAUUUACACGUGGACGAUGGAAAUGCUGGGAUUACAAAGAUAAAACAUCGGAAACCGUAAUUGAUUUCACCGACAAAUCGGAGAAACACACCGCAAGAACAUUUACACGUGGACGAUGGAAAUGCUGGGAUUAUAAAGAUAAAACAUCGGAAACCGUAAUUGAUUUCACCGAUAAGUCCGAAAAACACACCGCAACGAUCAAUCUUACUGAAAAUGUGGCAUCCUAUGUAGCCACUCCAUCGACACAAACAGACCCAAUCAACCAUACGCUAAGCGAACCACGCCUGUCGACAACCGUUGAUAGUGGCACAGGUUUGACAUUUCACAUUGCCCUUUAA